AUGUCUUUGAAAAGUACAAGGUUUCAAAUGGGUCUUGCAUACCUUAUCUGUGAUAUUUGUGAUCCCAAUCCAUGUGAAAAUGGCGGUGUUUGUUUGCCAGGAUUGUCUGACAAUUCCUUUUCCUGUGAGUGUCCAGAUGGCUUCACAGAUCCCAACUGUUCUAGUGUUGUGGAGGUUGCAUCAGAUGAAGAAGAGCCAACGUCAGCAGGUCCCUGCAUUCCUAACCCAUGCCAUAAUGGAGGAACCUGCGAAAUCAGUGAGGCUUACCGAGGGGACACGUUCAUAGGUUAUGUUUGUAAAUGUCCUCGAGGAUUUAAUGGGAUUCACUGUCAGCACAACAUAAAUGAAUGUGAAGCAGAGCCAUGCAAAAAUGGUGGAAUAUGUACAGACCUUGUUGCUAACUAUUCCUGUGAGUGCCCAGGUGAAUUCAUGGGAAGAAAUUGUCAAUACAAAUGCUCAGGCCCAUUGGGAAUCGAAGGUGGAAUCAUAUCAAAUCAGCAAAUCACAGCUUCCUCUACCCACCGAGCUCUUUUUGGACUGCAGAAAUGGUAUCCCUACUAUGCACGUCUCAAUAAGAAGGGGCUUAUAAAUGCAUGGACAGCUGCAGAAAAUGACAGAUGGCCAUGGAUUCAGAUAAAUUUACAAAGAAAAAUGAGAGUUACUGGUGUUAUUACCCAAGGAGCCAAGAGGAUUGGAAGUCCAGAGUAUAUAAAAUCCUACAAAAUUGCCUAUAGUAAUGAUGGAAAAACUUGGGCGAUGUACAAAGUAAAAGGCACUAAUGAAGAUAUGGUGUUUCGUGGAAACGUUGAUAACAACACACCCUAUGCUAACUCUUUCACACCUCCCAUAAAAGCUCAGUAUGUAAGACUCUAUCCCCAAGUUUGUCGAAGACAUUGCACUUUGAGAAUGGAACUUCUUGGAUGUGAACUAUCCGGCUGUUCAGAGCCUCUGGGGAUGAAAUCAGGACACAUACAAGACUAUCAGAUCACCGCCUCCAGCAUCUUCAGGACUCUCAACAUGGACAUGUUCACCUGGGAACCAAGGAAAGCUCGGCUGGACAAACAGGGCAAAGUGAAUGCCUGGACCUCUGGCCACAAUGACCAGUCGCAAUGGUUACAGGUGGACCUUCUGGUCCCUACCAAAGUAACUGGCAUCAUUACACAAGGAGCUAAAGAUUUUGGUCAUGUACAGUUCGUAGGUUCUUACAAACUAGCAUACAGCAAUGAUGGAGAACACUGGACUGUAUACCAGGAUGAAAAGCAAAGAAAAGAUAAGGUUUUCCAGGGCAAUUUUGACAAUGAUACGCACAGGAAAAAUGUCAUCGACCCUCCCAUCUAUGCACGGCACAUAAGAAUCCUUCCUUGGUCCUGGUAUGGAAGGAUCACACUGCGGUCGGAGCUGCUGGGCUGCACAGAGGAGGAGUGAGGAGACUCCAUACCCCACAACUCUCCUCUCUAUCUCCCUAAAAGUAUCUCCACGGAAUGAACUGUGCAAAAUCUGUAGGAAACUGAAUGGUAUUUUUCAUGAAAAAGUGCUUAAAUUAGGGUAGGCCACUGUCUUUAAGGAGGUCUAAGCUUACCUUUUCAAUGGUUUAAUUUGAUUUUUAUUGUUUAAAU
Molecule: messenger RNA, 1616 nt
Organism: Panthera uncia (snow leopard)
Lineage: Eukaryota; Metazoa; Chordata; Mammalia; Carnivora; Felidae
Gene: EDIL3
Product: EGF like repeats and discoidin domains 3
Exons: 11
Coding region: 1-1425 (474 amino acids)
Molecular function (GO): calcium ion binding
Source: RefSeq, a predicted model, not a curated record